Molecule: messenger RNA, 690 nt
Organism: Lineus longissimus
Lineage: Eukaryota; Metazoa; Nemertea; Pilidiophora; Heteronemertea; Lineidae
Exons: 4
Coding region: 1-690 (229 amino acids)
Source: RefSeq, a predicted model, not a curated record
AUGGAUAAACUUUACCUUAUUUCUGUGGCGUUGCAGCUCAUCCAUUUAUGCGAGCACAAGUCAAUGGAUAACGGAUUAGGUCGGGUUACUUCCACGCUUGUCAAGGAAUCGGGUGAUAAGGAGGCCAGGAAGGCAGUCUUCAAGAGGCGUGACCCGUCUUGUCCAAGCUGCGGAAACAGAGAAACCUUCGCCGCCCGAUCAACUUUAGCUACAACAACAUUACCGAAAACUUCAGCUCCAAAAGCGUUCCGGAGAGAGACAUCAGGAUUAGGUCGGGUUACUUCCACGCUUGUCAAGGAAUCGGGUGAUAAGGAGGCCAGGAAGGCAGUCUUCAAGAGGCGUGACCCGUCUUGUCCAAGCUGCGGAAACAGAAAAACCUUCGCCGCCCGAUCAACUUCAGCUACAACAACAUUACCGAGAACUUCAGCUCCAAAAGCGUUCCGGAGAGAGACAUCAGGAUUAGGUCGGGUUACUUUCACGCUUGUCAAGGAAUCCGGUGAUAAGGAGGCCAGGAAGGCAGUCUUCAAGAGGCGUGACCCGUCUUGUCCAAGCUGCGGAAACAAAGAAACCUUCGCCGCCCGAUCCCGGUUGGAAUGUGCCAAAACGUGCACUGAGUCACAGGAGACCAAGAAAUGCACAUCUUUUCAUUUCAAGGAAGAGACGUGUGUUUUAGAAAUAAGAAGAUUUUGA